Messenger RNA from Drosophila ficusphila, 4616 nucleotides. RefSeq lists its product as uncharacterized. The record is from RefSeq and is a predicted model, not a curated record. Gene Ontology annotation, molecular function: G protein-coupled receptor activity; dopamine neurotransmitter receptor activity, coupled via Gi/Go. Lineage: Eukaryota; Metazoa; Arthropoda; Insecta; Diptera; Drosophilidae. The transcript has a single exon. Bases 498 to 2912 code for a protein of 804 amino acids. Gene Ontology annotation, biological process: adenylate cyclase-activating adrenergic receptor signaling pathway. Gene Ontology annotation, cellular component: membrane.
GCAGAGUAUAUUUGGAGGCGUUGGGGCGACCGCUCGCGACAGUUGUGCUUGGAACGCUUCGGAGUGAAGAUCGUGCUCGUCCGAUCGGUGCGCGUAAAAAAGAAAAUACACGGCGAAUGAAUUUGAGCCAAGACUUCCCCCAAACAAUUGACAAGACACGUUAAGUAAACACAAGUGAAAAAGCAACUGCUUGAGAGCAAAAAAGAAAUUGUUUUUUACAAAUCUCGCACGUAAAUUAGCAAGCGUUCGCAAGAAACAAGCCUCACACGAAUAAAACAAAAAACCGAUAUUAAACAACAAAACUGAAAUAAAACCUAAAAAAUUGGCUGCAAAUGUGAAGAGACGAGAGACAGCGGAUAUUCCGAGUGAAAUUUGUGUCAUAAGCAAAGCCAAACAGCCAAACGGCCAAACAAAACGAAAAAGCCAAGCAAAAUAAAGGCGAUAAGUGACUGUGAAACUGUAAAGUGAUGUGUGGUAAUCGAAAAACAGCAUAAAGAAUGGCCAUAGACCUCCUGAUCCUGGCCCUGCUGCUCGUCUCGUUCCUGAUCAACCUGCUGGCGCUGUGUGCCUUCUGGAUAACGCCGGGACUGAGGACCACCGCCAACCGCUUCACGAUCAACCUGCUGGCCAUCAACCUCAUCGGCUGCUGCAUCUUGGCCCCCACUCUCUUCCUUGGGCUGCCAGGCAAGUCAGCGGAGGUAGCCUCCACGCCCACAGAGACCUUGGAGUUCUUCUCGAAGCCGGGAAACCACCAGGUGAUCCUCCGGCGAAAUGGCCAGCUGGUGGAGCAGGACGGCGUGGUGGUGCGACGCAACAUCAGCGAGAACGGCGAUUCGGUGGAGACGUUCUUCAAGUGCAACGCCACCUACUGCCGCGAGUUGACCAUCGACGAGCGCGGCGAUGGCGGGUUCGUCAUCACGGAGACGGAGACCCACGAGGAGAACCUCUCCGCCUUCGAGGGCCAACCCACAGCAGCUCCCAUCCUGCCGCCCGUGCAACUGAGGUGCUGGUCCAUCGACAUGACCGCCGCUCUGGGCGCUCUGGCAGUGCUCCUUGUGGUGGGGGACACCUGGUGCGCGGUGACGGAUCCGCUGCGGUACCACAGCCGCAUCUCGGGGGUGAAGACCUGGAUCUUCAUCGCACUCACCUGGGUGGUGGGCAUCCUCUUCGGGGCACUCUCCGCCUUCCGGGUGCUCGACUUCGAGGCGGACACGCUGUUCAGCAGACAACGCCGCCUGGCAGUCACGUACUUCAACAUCAGCAGCACGAACAGCAUCUUCGGCGUGGUGUACGCCAGCGUCUACUUCAUCGUCAUCAUCCUCUUGCCCUUCGGCUUCGUGUGCGGAAUGUACUGGAGGAUCUUCAGCGAGGCGCGCGGCAACGGGUUGCGCAUGCGCCAGAAUGGCUCUUCGCCGCUGCUGCAGAGCGCUCUUAAUCUGACGGCUGGCCAGCAGGCGGCCCAGAGCAAUCAGUUCUCCAACAGCCUGUGUGUCCAUCGGCAUUCCAUUUCCUCGGCAAGUUCACACGGGGGAAACAGCAGCUUGGGAAUCGGCGGUCUGCAGAUGCAGAUUGACCAGCGCCAGCAGCCCAGAAGUUCGCCGAGUUGCUUGAGAAGGGAUUCGGCAGCGAAGGUUCUGCUGCCCACGAUUUCCGAUGACGGUGGUUCGGAUGCGGAUGCAGAGAGUGGAACUGGGGUCCAACUGAUGCCCGUGCAGGAGCACGCGCUGUCGGACAGGAACCAGAACAUCAUGCUAACACUGCAAACGGCCAGCGGGGAGAUCAAGCGGAACUACUCCGCCAGGCAGCUGCCUCUUCUGGGAACCUCCUCGCAGGACCUGAGGGAGGCGCACCGCAUGCAGGGCAUCCGCCAGGUGCACAGUUCCCCCAAUCUGCACAAGUACACGGAACUGCGACAGGAUUCGCUGGGCGAGGAGUGCGGCUCUCCGCAUUUGUUGGGCCACGCGCAGCGGCAGCAGCAGCAGCACUCGCAGCAGUUGCACCUGCAGCACCAGCAGCAGCACCACCACAACCACCAGCAGCAGCACCACCCGCACUUCAGUUCGCCGCGGCAGCACGGCCACGCCCUCCAGAUCCCCGCCAUCCACGCCUCCCCCAAGGCUCUCAGUUACAUGAGCUCCCUGCGUCAUCGGCUGAGCAACGCCAGUUCGCUGUUCAAGUACCGCGAGGAGUCGCGUGCCGCAAGGAUCAGCAUACUGGUGGUGGUGAUGUUCGUGGUCUCCUACCUGCCCUUCGGCUUGCUGGUACUUCUGCAAUCCCGCCUAUCGGCUGCCAACUUUGGCGGCUCCUCGCAGCUGGCCAUCUUCAUGAUCCUGCUGGCCAACCUCAGCUCGCCGUUCAUCUUCGCCUACAGGAACAAGCGGGUGAGGAGGGGAGUGAAGCGUCUGUUCGGCCUGGAAUCUUCAGCUGGUCUGCAGCGCCACUGCAGCAGCAGCGUGAAGACCAACGGCACCGCAGGUCCUGCUGCAGGCGGAGCGCAGCUGCAGCGCAACAGCAGCAAGUUGUCGCAGUACAGCAGCAACAGCUGUCGCUACCUGACGCCCCAGAGUUCGCUGGUGGGUCAAGUGCCAGUGCACACCACACUGACCUUGAGACCCAACAGCAGCUGCAGCACCAUCAUUAACUUCGGUGGCGGCAAGGGUUCGGCGGACUCUGAGGAUCCACCGCCGGCCACGCCACCGCCUACUGUUGCACCACCCACCCCAGCACCACCGGCUCGCCCGCUGCGCCCCAAACUGCAGAGGGGCAUCACCAUCGUGGAGCAUAUAGCCAUCACCCCCACGUCGCCGCAGAAGUUCCAGAACCGGCGGGCCAGACUCUUCGACAUGUUCUUCCGCAGCUCCAAGAAACUGCAGUCGGGCUGCCAAAGUCAGAGUUUGCCCACCGAGGUUUAAACGGGGCUAAGAACUAUAUAACUUAGAGAGUAGACAAACACUAAACUCGCUUGCUGAAGAAUUCUAAAAACAGUAUUCGUAAUUUGUAAGUUUAGCAAUUAGCAAAGACAACUGUUUGAACUUGAGUUUUAAGACCAGAUCAUGCUGUCCUAGAAGCUUCUCAUGCCAAAAGAAAAAGAAAACCACAAACACAAAGAAAGUCAAACUGAACAGUUUGAGAUGCUUUAAAUUAACACAAAAAAAUUAACACAAAAAAAACAAAGUACCUUUUAAUGAUUGAAAACUUUGUACAAGUCAAAUUAACAGAGAUAGGGUGACAGGAGUUAUAUCUUAGGGUGGAUAUCAAACUGAAAAGUGGAACCAAGCCAAGCCAAGUCGAGAUCGUAAUCAAUGUACCUAAGCAACAAGCAUAUGAACAUUUAAUGUUUUAACUCAAGUGAAACCACAAACAGCAAAGACAGCACAGUUAUUUCGAGCUCCCACAAGUAAUUUAUUAUUUAUUGUAGCGAUUGUACAUAUUUAUUAGACAUCCACACCGCAAAGCUUUAACUCCAAAAAAACAACACAAAAAACACAUUCUGGCUAAACGAGAAGAGACGGAAACAUUCAAUUCAUAAGUUAAUUAAGUCAAUGUGCAAAGCAUAUGUGUAUUCUAGAGCCUAAGUAGUAGAGCCGAGUAGUCUUAAACCGAGCACCUAGUGCCGAACAGUGCUUUUUUUUUAGGUGGCCAACGUCAGCGACUUUUGCAGGCGGCGUUUUCAUAUUGAAAAUGCCUUUUGGCCGGUGCAAGGGUGGCUGGCGGUUGGCCCAGUCUAUCAGUCAGUCAGCAGUUAGUUAGCCCUUGGCUAAGUCAAUUUGCUUUCCUAGAACUCCGCGGGCAUUGCGUGCAGCUAAAUACCUCAUUAGAUUUAAUUUAAAGUGCGAUAUGGACAGCGGCAAUAGGUCAAAGGUCGGAGCCAUCGACCUGGCUUAUGCAUAAUGCAUGGGAAAAUGUUCGAUGGCCCUGGCAUUUGUCUCUCUGUUUUAGUCCGCUCCCGGCCAGAAAGCUUUAUACCUUAAGUUCUCCUGCUUUGAUUUCCCUCGGCUGCACUAGAAAAAAAACAAAACCCAAGCCCAAAAUCAACACACUGAUACACACACACACACAAAACACUAAACAACCUCGAAUUUAUAUUUCUAAAGUUUAUAUUUUAUAUAGAGUGUGUGCAUAGGAAAUAUCUAUAAAUAUUCAUGCAUGUGUGUCGGACAAGGAAAAUAUUUCAAAACCAAUUAUUGUGAUGUUGAGCAAGGGGGCAACCAAGAAUGUAAUUUCGAAAUGCAUUAAAAAUAACUUAAAACAUGUAUUAAUAGAUAUACUAUAUACAAGCUUAUGUGUGUAUACAUACCUUUACUAAAUAGUGAUAUUUUUUCAAAUUUAUUCUACUGUCAUUCGCUAAACCAUUCGAUGUAAGAGCAAAAAGCAAGAGUUAGAGAAAAUGAAAAACAAAAACAAAAUUCAAUGUGACAAAUUAGCUUUUAAUCUGAAGAGAAAAUGCAGCAAACACGAAUAAUUAACAGCAACAAUUGGUGGCUAUUGCAAGUCUAAUCCGGUAUAAUCCAGCCAAGCUGCUAACAAAUUCAAAAAUAAAAAACACAACCAAACCAUACCAAACCACAAAAAGAGCAAGAAACUAUUCAAAUAAAAGAUUAUGUGUCUUAAAAGAA